ACACUACAUUUCCCAUGGUGCUUACGUCAGUAGAGGGGGUUUGGCUUGUUGGGCGCGCGCUGUGAAGAAACCCAUUUGAAAGAAAAAAAAUGGCGGAAAAACAUUUUGAAGCUGGACAAGACGGUUGCGGAAGUGUCGCCGUUGCUGAUACCCAAAAUGAGAUCAACUCAGUGAAACAGACAUCGAAAAGAUGCUCCUCCACAAGCCCCAGCACUGCUCCUCCACACAAGUCUCCCCGUACCGACUUCAUGUCACCCAUCUCACAGACGCCAGAUACAGCGGAAGGAAAUUCAGAGACAGACAAACAAGAAAUACAGACAGAAAACACGGAGGGUCCUUCAAGUCCCACUGUUAGCCCCGCUGCACGGAGGAAAUCCUGGAGGAGAGCCACCAUAACCCGACGCUCGCUCCCUGCCCUUCCCAACCCAUAUCAAUUUUUGUGCAGAAGUAUAAGUACAUCCUUAUCACAGCAAGAGAGGCUUGACAAAUUGAUGGAGGCUUCAAUGAGGCUGGCAAUAGAUAGAACUCAAAAUUCGCUGCAGUCAGUGUCGAACGCCUCACUGGAGUCUUUUAAAAAACAAGUUGAGCACAUGCAGAAAGAAUGGAGUUGUCUGGCCAAAAGCAUACGCAGUGAACCACAGGAUCAGCAACUCCCUGCUAGUGUUGCCAGUUGUAGUGACCCUGCAUUGCAAAGAGCCAUGGAAAAAGUCCAGAAAGCCAUCAACAGGCUCCAGGCUGAGAGUGAUUCUUGGGAGGCACUGUUGAACAAACACCGUUGUAAAGCAGAGGAACUGGAAAGGAAAGUGGAGCAGGGCCAGGAGAGAGGCGUAUCAUUAGACUCUACAUCUGUGGCACAGUCCUCACAGUACCCUUUCAUACAGAGUAAACCCGACUACCACGGUCUUCUCUGUAGACAACAGCCCAUGCUUCACACUAUGGCAAUGAUUAUGGACACUCAGUGUAAGAUGGUUAGAGAGCUUAUGUCCAUCAAGGAGCAGUCACAGUUAUUGGUGAAAGAGACCAGUGGCCGACUGGCGGCAGAGGCAGGAUUUCAGGAUCUUUCAUCUGACCUCAUAAGGAACCUUAUGGCACCACCUUUAUCCUCUGCAACUACAUAGUCACUCUGGCAGGAGACAUGCACAAUCAAUCAAUCAUCUAAUGGACCAUGUCUCUUUAUGACAUGUAUAUGUACUUUCUGGUAAUUUCACUAUUAUGUGAUUUGGGAACAUAUCAUUUAUUUGCUCUGUGUUUGUUGUCUCGUUUUAUGACAUAAAGCUCUAAUGUUAUGUUUUCUGUGUCAAAUAAAACCAUAUCUGCUAGUAGCAGGACGGGUGCUGGUUAGAGUAAUAGAGUUGGUUCAGGUAAUCCAUGUGUUUGACCAGCAGGUGGCAGUAGUUGGAUAUAAAAAAUUGUGACAAGCUUUGUGAAUGGCCAGAGUGGAUUUUUCUGUUAUGUCUCAAAUGUAUUCUCACCUGUAAAACCUUAAACUGUUUAGACUGCCAGCAGUUAGAACUUAAGUAACAGAAAAAUGUUUCAGAAAACUUUGACAACAUAUUGCAAAACAAUGUUAUUGGUCAUUCUUCAUAAAAUAAACACUGAGACAGAAAUUCCCCACCUCUUGGAGAGACUUUAGACCAGUUAUUAGCCUGUCUAAAGUAAUCUGUUGUCUUAAAAUAUUCAAAUGUAUUGACUGUAUUGGAAACCAAAACUGAUUUCUUUAAAAUUUGAAGUCAUGGAAUGUAGUGACACUUGUAAGUGGUUUGAUUACUACUAUUUUAUAAACAAAGACUGCAAAGAGUAGCAGAACCAUGUUAGUACUGUAUACAUUGGUGUCAUUUUCAAAAAGUUGUUAAGCCUGUGAAGAAAUUUGCCAUUUUUUCAGUUGGAAUUGACUUGUACAACAGGAAAGCAUUAAAUAUAGUGAAGCUGUAAGCAAAACGAGUGAAUACAGAAGGAUUCUGCUCUGUA
Molecule: messenger RNA, 1968 nt
Organism: Siniperca chuatsi (mandarin fish)
Lineage: Eukaryota; Metazoa; Chordata; Actinopteri; Centrarchiformes; Sinipercidae
Exons: 11
Coding region: 90-1118 (342 amino acids)
Biological process (GO): mitotic sister chromatid segregation; cell division
Cellular component (GO): MIS12/MIND type complex
Source: RefSeq, a predicted model, not a curated record